Trachymyrmex cornetzi is the source of this 976-nucleotide messenger RNA. RefSeq lists its product as uncharacterized. The record is from RefSeq and is a predicted model, not a curated record. The transcript is spliced from 6 exons. NCBI's taxonomy places the organism in Eukaryota, Metazoa, Arthropoda, Insecta, Hymenoptera, Formicidae. Bases 78 to 791 code for a protein of 237 amino acids.
GUUUGUGCUGUCUAAACAAACGCAAAGUCGGACGGUUGUCAGAAUACUGGUGUAAAUCAACUUACGACGAGCCAAAAAUGAAGCUGCAGGUAGUGUUCGGGCUCAUCCUGAUCUGUUACAAUGCAAGGGCAAUGAGAAUAAACGCAGAGCCGUUUGAAAAUUCGUUGAUACAAGAUGCUCUCGAGAAGUUAAAAGAUACUAUGAAGACAGGAAGUGAGAAACUUGGAAUUCCGAUUCUUGAUCCAUUCAAAGCGGACCAGCUUGCGAUUAAUGUUAAUGAGGACGAAAUAAAAUUGAAUGCGAAUUUGAGCAUGUGCAAUGCAAACGGUUUAUCUGGAUUUGAUGUCAUCAAUGGGGAUUUAAACAUGUCCGAAGACAUUGUAAUAUCGCUUCAUCUUUCGUGGCCAUUAGUCACCGCGAAUACUAAAUACGACAUGAAAGGCAAAAUCGACAAUUUUGAACUUUUCGGCAAUGGUGACAUAAAACUGUCUGUGCAAAAUUUCGUUCUCAACACGACAGUUACUUUCUUAUGGGACGGUAGUUUGACCUCAUACUUGAAAAUAAAGAACAUAAAUUUGGAGCUUUCUUUACAGAAGCUAGAUUUUCAAGCGACAGGCCUCUUUAAGGACGAAGAAACAUCUGCAAUAUUGAGUGCUCUGAUUUCCGAUAUAGCACCUGAGUUAAUAGGCAGUGAAAUGGUUACAAGCAAGAUUGUUGAACUUGUCACAAAGAAGGCCGAUGAUUUUUUGGCCACUAAGACACUUUUAGAAAUAAUAGAAAUGCUCCUUUAACAAACUUUUCGUCGUAUUGACGGUGCCAUCGCUUAAUUAAUCAUUUUGUACAGUUACGAUUCUAAUCGAUAAAACGAUAUGAACAGAUUGGCUAUGAAAGAUUUGGAAUAUGUCCAUAAAAUGAUUAUGUUCUAAGAGAAAACAAAUGCAAUUAAUAAUUUAAAAAAUUAAUGUUUUUUUAAACA